AUGCCUGUGAUGUUCUGUGGUCAUCAGGAGACAAAGCUCCAUGUGUUGAAGCUCUCAUGGUUUAAUCUUUGGACACCCACUGGUAGCUGUAACACCACUGUAAUUUUACAGACUAAUGAACUCUGGUGUGGGGAGGAGUCUGACCAAAAAGCAGAAGAGCCUGCAUCUGCCAGGAGCAGCUUGCCAAAAGCAGUGUGUGUCCAUCCUGCCUGUCCCUUCCCAAACGGGAGAGGACCAUCCUGCUGCCUGGGUGUGGAAAUGCCUGACAACCCCCCGUCUCAUUUGCCUUUUGGAUCUUCAGGUCUGGUUGCUUUCCUACAGCCUUUGACCUCCAUCAUGGCCUCUAAUCUAAAAGUCAUCUUCCUGUUUCUUUGGUUGCUUCACUGUGGAGGGGGAACUGUCGAUGUAGAGCAGAAACCUCCAAUCCAGGUUGCACUGCUCAAGGAAGGAAUAUCCAUCCCCUGUGAAGUCAUCUUCCCUUACAUGCCGAAAUAUACCAAAUUUUCAAUCUUCUAUUACUGGAUUAAUUCACUGGGACAGACAACGUCCAUCCAUAAUAGGUCGGAAAACAUACCCAUCCCUUCUGGAAAAGAGAAUAAAACUGCUACCAUGUCUUACAACCACAGAAUCAUGCCACUUGAAAGCACCUCUUCUGGCACAUACUACUGCAAGGUCAAAUGGAAUGACAUCCAGAAAACAGGAAAGGGAGUUUUUGUCCUUGCUAGAGAUACAGGGUACAUAGAGACCUCUUAUAAGUGGGAAAUCCUUGUUACCCUUACUGUUCUUCUUGCUGCAUUGAGCAUCACUGCAACAGCUCUGCUUCUGUGGAAAAGAAAGGCCUUGUGCCCUGGAAGGAACCAGCCAAAUAUCCUGAGACAAAAGGUGGAAACGCAGCCUCCUUCAGCCAGCCCACCACCACCCCCCCCUCCUGUCUAUGAUUCCCUGGAUUUGCAUCAAGUUGAAGUCUAUUCUAUCCUUGAGAACAACACAGACCACAGAUCACCCAGAAAAAGUCCUCUAGGGAAGACGCCUGAGCAGCAAGCAGCUCUGGAUGAAUCCUCUGAUACACUGUAUGAGAAUAUCUAA
This is a messenger RNA of Indicator indicator, 1086 nucleotides long. It is a transcript of the gene NFAM1, whose product is annotated as NFAT activating protein with ITAM motif 1. Gene Ontology annotation, biological process: positive regulation of B cell receptor signaling pathway; positive regulation of cytokine production; B cell receptor signaling pathway. Gene Ontology annotation, molecular function: transmembrane signaling receptor activity. Gene Ontology annotation, cellular component: membrane raft. The record is from RefSeq and is a predicted model, not a curated record. The coding region runs from base 1 to 1086 and encodes 361 amino acids. NCBI's taxonomy places the organism in Eukaryota, Metazoa, Chordata, Aves, Piciformes, Indicatoridae. The transcript has 6 exons.